Messenger RNA from Penicilliopsis zonata CBS 506.65, 633 nucleotides. RefSeq lists its product as hypothetical. The record is from RefSeq and is a predicted model, not a curated record. Bases 1 to 633 code for a protein of 210 amino acids. Lineage: Eukaryota; Fungi; Ascomycota; Eurotiomycetes; Eurotiales; Aspergillaceae. The transcript has a single exon.
AUGGAUCAAUCCCUCGAGGCCAAGGUCGAGACAAUCUCCUCCCUUAGCCUAAGUGAGCUCAUACCCGCCCUUGCCUCACUAGCUUCCGGCCUGCAGCCUCUGAUCUCCCCCAUGGGUGACUCUCUCGUCACCCACCGCGAUUACACGGGCUUCGUCGCCCUCGACACCUUCGGCCGCCUCUAUCUCGACAGCGGCCGCCGCUGCACAGACGAGAGCGUCCCCCUCCAUACCCGCCUGCAACACGCCUCGCUCCUCGACCGCCUCUUUGAGUCACUGUACGUUCGUGAACGACAUUUCCUCCUCAAUGCCAUCGCCCGGGGUGUCGCCUCGGAGCCCCAACACCAACACAAACACACCCCGACAGAUGAAGCUCAACAAGGCAGAUGUUCAUGCUGUCGGGGGGAUCCCAACGCCGUCAUCCUCGCGGGUUAUGCAGAGGGGGAGGCCCUCUAUUUCACCUACAAAGAAUACCGAGCUCUGUGGGGUUCCCAGAGGGCAAGUGGGGGGCGGACCUUGUACAACCGAGAUGGGACUCCGAGACGGAGAUGGCUGAAGGCAUCCAGGGGACAGGUGGAGGAGGCCUUGAUGCGUGGGUGUAAUUACCACAGUCGUCCGGUGCUGUGUAAUCUUUAA